This is a messenger RNA of Panicum hallii, 2906 nucleotides long. Its product is annotated as cytokinin dehydrogenase 8-like. Bases 476 to 1834 code for a protein of 452 amino acids. The transcript has 5 exons. The record is from RefSeq and is a predicted model, not a curated record. Lineage: Eukaryota; Viridiplantae; Streptophyta; Magnoliopsida; Poales; Poaceae. Gene Ontology annotation, biological process: cytokinin metabolic process. Gene Ontology annotation, molecular function: cytokinin dehydrogenase activity; FAD binding.
UUGCAUGGCGAUCACCCAAGAUCGAGGGACACGUUUCGUGUUUAUCCCUUGAUCACCAAAACUCAGCAGGCAGGCGCGGGCCCGCGUGGAUCCGUGCCCCGACCCCGGUUUCGAUUAGAUCCUCGGGGCCCGGCCGGGGCAGCGGCGAGCCGACGAUGCCACCGGCUAUAUAUAAACGCGCACCCCUGAAUCCCUCUGCGAGCUUCAUGCCUCAGCCCUGUCACUCCUCCUAUCUCCGGCGCCUCUCGCUGCCUCUCCCUUCCUGUUCCAUCCGUCCACAGUUCUUGUGGGAACCCAGGGAUCGACCUGACGGAGACGUCGCAAGGCGUCAAUCGCCGAUCAGGACAGCACGGCGCCCUAUUCUUCUUCGCUCUCGUCUCGGCGCCGAGCACCGGCGCUAAAUGCACUUGCUCCCGUGAGCUGAGCUCUCCCGGCUUGCUGCGAGGUAUCGAUCGAGCAAGAAGCUAGCUGAGCCAUGGCGCUCAAGGCGGUGUACCUGUACGCCGCCAUCGUGGCGCUGCUGCUCUGCUCCUCCGCGAACUUCAUCCAGAGCCCGAGCGACGUGUUCGGCCCCGUGGCGCUCUUGGAGCCCACGCCGUCGGCGGCGCGCGACUUCGGCGCCGUGGUCUCCGAGGCGCCCGUCGCGGUGAUGCGGCCCGGGUCCGCAGCCGACAUCGCGCGGCUCCUGGGCGCGCUGUCCUCGGCGGGGCCGGGCAGCCGGGCGAGGGCGGCGGCGGCCGCCGUGGCGGCGCGCGGCGCGGGGCACUCGCUCCACGGCCAGGCGCAGGCGCGCGGCGGCAUUGUGGUGGAGACGCGCGCCCUCCCGCGCGCCGUGCAGGUGGCGGACGGCGGCGCGUACGCCGACGUGGGCGCCGGCGCGCUGUGGGUGGAGGUCCUGGAGGAGUGCCUCAGGGCCGGGCUCGCGCCGCGGUCGUGGACGGACUACCUGUACCUCACCGUGGGCGGGACGCUGUCCAACGGCGGCAUCAGCGGGCAGGCGUUCAAGCACGGCCCGCAGAUCAGCAACGUCCUGGAGCUCGAGGUCGUCACAGGCACAGGCGAGGUGGUGACAUGCUCACCCACCCGGAGCCCGGAGCUUUUCUUCGCCGUCCUUGGCGGCCUCGGCCAGUUCGGUAUCAUAACCAGGGCAAGGAUUCCGCUCCAAGUUGCUCCUCCCAAGGUGAGAUGGGUGAGGGCCUUCUACGACAGCUUCGAGAGCUUCACCCGGGACCAGGAGCUCCUGGUGUCAAUGCCGGAGCUGGUGGACUACGUGGAGGGGUUCAUGGUCCUGAACGAGCACUCCCUCCUCAGCUCCUCCGUCGCCUUCCCCGUCGAGGUCAACUUCGCCCCGGACUUCGGCUCCGACGGCGGCGGAGGAGGAAAGAAGGUCUACUACUGCCUCGAGUUCGCUGUGCACGACUUCCGGCAGCAGGACUCCGCCGCCGACCAUGUCGUGGAGCUGGUCUCCGGGAAGCUGAGCUUUCUGAGGCCCCACGCGUACAGCGUGGAGGUGGCCUACUUCGACUUCCUCAACAGGGUGAGGAUGGAGGAGGAGAGCCUCAGGAGCCGGGGCCUCUGGGACGUCCCGCACCCCUGGCUCAACGUGUUCGUGCCCAGGCACGGCGCCGCGCGGUUCAAGGACCUGCUCAUGGACACCGUCAUCACGCGGGGGGACUUCGAGGGGGCCGUCCUCGUCUACCCGCUCCUCACUGACAGGCUGCGGGAGCUGCAGGCCUGUGGUGUAGUGCAGCCCGCGAGGCGUCUUGGCCUUGCCUGUCUACAGACUACAGGAGUCGGCGGCUCUCCACAGGGCCACAGCUAUCUUUUUUUUUGAACAAAUCUCCACAGCUAUCUUGUCUAUAUACGGUCAGGGGGGCACGGCCAGCAGGGAGAUGGAGAUUCCGCGAGCUGAGCGGACGUGCCUUUCGCAAGUUGCAGCGCUCGCUUGCCGCAGCUGGUGUGGUGUAAACAGUGUGAGCAGUUGAGCACUGAGCGCACAGCAGUACCCUUUUAUUCAAAAAAGAAAAAAAACAGUGUUACCAGUCGCUUAGGCUAUGGGCUUGUUCUGAACUGCGCAGCAAGUCACGACUCGCGUGGGUAUUCAGUGCAGUGCAGUCUCCGCAAAUAGCAGCGACAGUGCCCGGUAUGGCGCAUUGGUGGCCCUGGCACCCUGGAGUAGGCCUCUUCCUCCUUCCCCGGUCAUAAGGUCAUGGUUCAUUUGGUCAAGCCCUACCUGACUGACUAUGCCCUCUCAUACACCCUAAUCUUAAAAUGCUACUCUACUCCUCAGCGUACUGCGCAGAAGAGCUACUGGGGUACUGUAGCUUAGAGGAGUACUGUAGUAUACACGGUGUUGUUUCUUUUAGUUUCUGAAAUCAUAGUUCUUUCAACUUUUUUUUCUUGUACAGAGCAUGUGUUUAAGGACUCUGAACAUACCUGCUCGUGAGGUUCCGAACUCGGGAUUAGCAGACCAGCGCCAAGGGUUGUCAUGUCCGCAGGCUCUGCUGCCGCUCUGCUCCCGGCAGAGGAUGCUUGCACGGGCGGCCAACCUUUCUGCUGGUCAAAUAGAUUCUCUGCUCUAUUUCUUUAGUAAAAGAAAAUCUGAAGAUUCCGCACUCAAAGACUUUCAGAGCUGCCAUGAUCCAGGCUCUGAAAAAUUGUUCUUCCUUUCCCGGACACCGAAUUUACAUCCUGCCAGGCUCCACCCUGUCACCCUGUCACCGUGCCACGGCCUCCUCCUUGCCAUUUUAGGAAGGAGUCCCAGGGCGCCUCCAACGUCUAGAAACAUAUUAACACCGACCCUGCCUGAUCCCUGAACGUCUUUGAUGGCUCUGAUUCUCGCCAUAUGCCAGGUCGUGGCACGGUGAUGUGAUGCUCCGGACUGACCAUUCGGGUUCGCUGCUGCG